Molecule: messenger RNA, 7269 nt
Organism: Colias croceus (clouded yellow)
Lineage: Eukaryota; Metazoa; Arthropoda; Insecta; Lepidoptera; Pieridae
Gene: wech
Product: protein wech
Exons: 2
Coding region: 359-2698 (779 amino acids)
Biological process (GO): protein polyubiquitination; proteasome-mediated ubiquitin-dependent protein catabolic process
Molecular function (GO): zinc ion binding; ubiquitin protein ligase activity; protein binding
Source: RefSeq, a predicted model, not a curated record
UCACCGCUGUUGUUUUCGUGGUGUUUUAUUGAUAAUAAAUAAAUACACGAUUAUUGCGAAAUAUUAUAAUUCCAUCGCGAUGAUUAGCAGUAUUUGUAACUAGUGCAAUAAAAAAAACGUAGUCAAUCUCGGACUUUCUUAGAAAUAUAGGUUUCUACUUUGUGCAAUCUACCUACAUCGUCAGGCAUAUUUUCGUAAAUAAUUGCUGUGACUUCGUAUUCAAUAACUUUUAUUGUAAAGGACGUAUCUAAAGGUUAUAGUGUAAUGCGCAUUAUUUGCAGAGGAUCGUAGAUCAGUUUUUGUUAUUAAGACUUCGGAGACAGAUUUGGUCUAAUGACUUGAUUGGCACCGGGACACCAUGACGUCGUUCGCAAAUAUGACACAGUCGCUGGCUGCCAGCCUGCCAGCCACUUCGACUUCAUCGUCGGGCUCCACCCACAAUUCCACUGACCAAGAAGACCCACUCGCCAUGUCCAACAUCAUAUGUAGCCUGCUUGAAAACAUGAACAAACCGUCAAGCUUGCAAGGCCCAUCAAAUGCUAAUUCUUCAACCAUACCCUACGACAUCUGGGCCCUACCGACUUGCAGUACCUUACAAACACCCAUCGGAAGCUCCAGUCGUGAGUAUGCGUCUACUUCUAACAAUAAUAAUACGAGUCAUUCCAAGGAGGAUAACUCCAGCGGCUCACCCGGAACUUCAUCUUCGGUUUCAAUCACCUGUUUCCGCUGCGAGGAACGCACACCCACCACGCGUUGCCUCGAAUGCAAUGAUCUUUUUUGCCAUGAAUGUUGCCAUAAAGUAACAUCGGAUUGCCAGUUACGUGAACAUACGUUGUUACCCAUUCAUCAAAUUUCUCCAAUUGGUGCCAGACCCAAUUCUGUGACCAAUGAUAAAGAAGUUAUGUACUGUGAAUUGCAUUGUGAUCCUGUUAGAUAUUAUUGUGAAGCUUGCAUUAUAUUUAUUUGCCAGGAAUGCACUCUGUGGGUGCACAAAGAUCAUUGCUAUUCACCGAUAAAGGGUGCAUUAGAUAUGUGUCGCAUUGGCGUAUUUCGUGCAAUCGAGGACACAAAGACUGGGACGAAGGCAAUUAAAACGGCAAUCGACCGCGCUGUGGCUAUGUCGAAGGCAUAUGAAAAGGAAACAGCUGAAGCUAAUAUGAAAAUAAGAAAAGCUAUGCGUUGUUUCGCUCAAGCUAUUGAAGAUCGUGAGAAAUAUUUAUUAGAUAAAGUAGAAAAAAUGCGUCAAGCAAAAAUGAAUGAGCUGACCGAUCAUAUGAAUACGUUGCGUGGUAUUUUAGCCGGUUUGGCUCAUACAAAUGAGACUCUAGUAAGAAGCAUGGACUCGGAAGGUAUUGACUUAUUUAUGGCCAAAGAGAAAGGAAGAGCGCAAGUUGAUUAUUUCUCAUGUAUGUUUAAAAAUAUGUAUAUAACUGAAGAGCGUAUAAUGUUCAUACCUCCGAAUUAUGAUUUAGUUGAUCAAAUCAAAAGGCAGUGCGAUGUACAGUCUGCGCCAGCAAACGCUUUGCACUCACUAACAUCGUCAUCAUCGCUUCAAUCACGCCAGUCAUUACUGCAGUCCCUGCAAACAGCUCAAACUUAUCCACCGCUGACUUAUAACAUGUCGGUAACGAACAGUCUGCGUUCUUUACCGGAUUAUACAACCAGUCAUACGAGAUCUACAAAUUACUACGAUACUAGCAUUUCAUCUAGUAUCUCAAUGGACUCUAAUCCCGCUCGCGGAAUCGGGCAAGCGAUCCCUGGCUACUGGAUGUCAGUUUCAGUAAAACCCACAAGAAGCCCUGUUCCAGGUGUCCCUAUGUUUUCUUUUGGUAGAGAGGGUCAGGAUGAAGGACAAGUAUCUAGACCAUGGGGACUCUGCGUAGACAGGGAGGGCAAUAUCAUUGUAGCUGAUAGAAGAAACAACCGCAUUCAGAUAUUCAACAACCGCGGUGAAUUUAGAACUAUGUUCGGCUCGAAAGGUACUGGACCUGGCGAGUUUGAUCUACCAGCGGGAAUAACUACAGACACUUACGGUCGUAUUAUAGUUAUUGACAAAGACAAUCAUAGAGUGCAGAUAUUCACAUCUUCCGGUAACUUUAUCUUGAAAUUUGGAUCGUUCGGAAAGGAAUGUGGACAGUUCCAAUAUCCUUGGGACGUUGCUGUAAAUACUUUAGGUAAUAUUGUCGUAACAGACACGCGUAAUCAUCGUAUCCAGUUAUUUACUAGUGACGGGACGUAUAUAACUAAGUUUGUGUUCGAGGGGGCUAAUCCUGCCAAGAUGCUUAAAGGACCUACUACGCCUAGAGGCGUGUGCUUCACGACAUCCGGUAAUAUCAUAGUGUCUGAUUUUGAAAACCAUCGUUUGCUUAUGGUUGAUCCGACCCUAUCGAAGGUGUUACACUGUGUCGGUCGUGAAGGUUCCGGUAUCGGAGAACUUAAUCGCCCCUCUGGCAUAGUGACGGACGACGACGGACGUAUAAUAGUGGCUGAUUCAAAGAAUCACCGCGUUCUUGUGUUUACUUCUGAGUUACGUAUUCUGUGGGCAGUCGAUCUCAAGAGCCCCGGUUUAGACGAUAAGGACCGGCCCAGCGACGUGGCCCUCACCCCCGAGGGCUACCUCGUUGUGCUGUUCGAGACUUUGCCCGACACCGCCCGCGACAUCUCUUCCCACGGCAAGCAAUACAUUAAGGUAUACUGACUGACUAGAUACGUAAAAGUAUAAUUACAUUGUGGACCGUAGGUCUCUUAUAUUAUUAUAAUGAAUUUUUUGUUUUGUUUAAGUUGUGAUUGAUUUCAUAAUGUGCCAAUUUUAUUAUAUUUGUGAAAAUCCGGAUCGAGCAUAGCUUGUACGGAGAAUUAGUAUUUGUUCAUGAUUUACAAAGGUUUGCACAAAUCGAAUUCUCCUUAAAUUCUUUGAAUACUUUUGUUACCAUAUAAUUUUGAUUUCGUUUCCGUAUUCGACUAGUCUUUAAGGGCCAAACGGUGUUUGCGAUGAAGUAACGACACUUUUUGUGGCAGUUUAUAGCUUUCAUAUAUUAAAUCAUAUCCAUGAAACACCAAAUCUAAUGAACAGGACAUACUUCGAUUAUAUUUUUUAUCGAACUCCUUAUGCAAUGCAUAAUAAAUGAAACAAAUCGUCAAGAUUAUUAUUAUAUGAUAAAAGAUCACGAUGUGAUUUAAAAGAUGUUUUUUAUGUGAGAUAAUUUAAAAUUAGCUUGAAAAGUAUUCUUUUCCAAAAUGUUACUUUUUGCGUUCUUUUACUUGUUUAAUUAAUUGAUUAUUUCAGACGCUAGAAUGUAGGUUUUUUGUGAAUUAUUUUGCGUAUUAUAGACAUUACGUUUUCUUUGCGGAUUAUAGAAGUGUGGCUAUUUAUUUUCGCCCAUUUUGAUUAUAUUAUAUUUAGUUUAUAGCUAUUUUCUCGACUGCGUUUAGACUUUUAAAAACUCGGUAGGGAAGGGGUGGAGACAACUGAGCUAAGAAAUUAAAUGCAAUAAACUUUGAGACUGACUUUAGAAGACUGUCUUAAAGAUGAUGGCGGGGGUGGCGCGGCGAGGGGAAGGCAUCGCUCGAUCGCGUAAUGCAAUUUUUUACCAAUAUUUAGGUAUUACAUUAUAAAAUUCUUAUGCACACCUUAUUGCUACGUGAUUCUUUUUUAUUUUUAUUAUUUUCUGAAAUUUAUUUUGUUAUCUUAUGUAAUUGGUAAAAAAAUUCGACUGGAUUUAUGGGCUGAUUUUAUUUUUAUAUAUUAAGAACUGAUUUAAAUUGAAAUAAUUAGCUUCUAAUUUAUUAUUUUUAUAAUAAUUAUGAUAAUCUCUUAUAAUUUAAACGAACUGAGUCGCGAUGACUCUCGUUUAAUUAGGUAAUUGGAUAGAUAUAUUAUGUUGCGGGGAAUUAAUUCUAUCGGUCACUUAUUUCAGGAGGGCAGGCAGAGGAUACGCAUAUUGUAAAGCCCUUCCGUGCUUUUUAUCCAUUAUUUGCUUAUUUCACAGCAGAAUUCCAUUAGCCACUAACUGAAUGAGUUUAUGAAAUUAUAUUUAUGUAUAUUUCAUUUAGACACAGCUUUUAAUUUGAACGCAAAUUAAGUAUUUGCCAAAAUAACAAGCACAUCCCAAUCUUGCCUGUCUUCGUGUGAUAAUACGUAGCAAUUAUUCAACGCGAAUAUUCGGCUAGUUAAAAUAUUUUAGCAAAAUUCAUCCCUCAAAAUUGAUUAUUGUAAUAAAUUAACAUAAAGUAUAUUUUAUAAUCUUCUAAGUAUAUCGAAUGUAUUCGAUUUAACAUGUGUUCAGUCUGUAUGUGUUCACUAUUUAAAUGUAGGUUAGAUUAGGGCCGGUCGGUUCCAGAACUAUCAUUAUCUAGUUAAAUUGCGUGCUGUAGGCUAAUCGUUGAAGUACCGCUUCCAAAAUAGUAUUUAAUUCUUAAUAUAAUGUACGUUAACGUAAUAUUAUCGAUGUUUAGUCACUGGUUUGCCUUGUCAGCACCACAGAACUAUAGAACGUAUAUCGUAUGGAAUCCUAUUAAUCGUCCUAUGAACUUAUUCGCCUUUAGAAUCUGUAUCUUAAAUACCAAAGCUAUAUAUAUAUCAGUGUUAAGACACACGACCGUAUAACCGCUUCUUAGAUUAAAUAAAAUUAACAGUGAGUAGUUUGAGCUCAUUAAAAAGCAAUGUCUCCCAUAUUCAAGCAUAAUUUUAGGUAAAUUUAAUGAUAGAAUAACAUUUUUCACGUUUUGUACUUAGGUUAAAUUAGAUUAAGUCGUGAUGCCGUUUCGACACAUAACUUCAAACAAAGAUUCGCUAUGGAGUACUGGGUCAUUUAGUGAUGACUUUUAGCAAUAGAUUAAUGAAGUAUGGCUUGAUAUAGUGGAAAUUAUUGUUUGAAGUGAAAUAAGUACUGAGGGACUAGCGCUCUAUUAACGUUUUUGGGUAUUGUUGUCUUUGCUUUGCGUCCCAUAGUGUCAUGAUUCCAUCGGGCAUUUCACAAAGAAAAUUGUACAGAUAGUAUAUAAUUGAUAGCAAUAAUUUGGCAGUAUUAUAUCUGGUAUUGAAUAAUGAAUAUUGUAAAUUUAUUACCUCUGUGCAAUUUUGUGCUACAUUGGUAAGUCUGUAAUCGAAAAUAUUCGGAAUAUGAUAAAAUUUAAGCAUUGGAUAAAAAUAUUUAACUACCCACAUGUUAUGUAAGGCAAAGACAACAAAUAUAAAAUUAAAAUGAACAUGCAGUACCUAGUUUGCGUCUUUUACGGUCAAUUAAGGGAAUUCCGCUAAAACAGUAGUUUUAUACUAAUUUUUAUUUCAUAUCAUAAAUAAUUAAAGUGAAUAUUACUUAAUUUUUUUUUUCAGUGCCAUUAUUAAAAGUAUUAUGUUAUUUUUAAAAUAAUAUGUUGCAUGAAAUGCAUUUUUUUAUAUUAUUAAAGGUUUUACAAAAUUAUAAACUCGAAGUCAGAUCGAUAAUUAUUUUUGUAUUGACGACUGAAUCUCGGUAUUUUAGACAGUGAUUUACAAUUUUGCAUAAACAUUAUUAAAAAGGAUUUGCCAAGCAAAUUCAAGUAAAUAUUUUGCUAUAACUUCAUGGUAUUGAAUGUAGAUUUUUCAACUUGCAACAAAUCUUAUUCUUAAUUUCUGGUCACGUAACAGAAUCCAAACCACUGAGUAGUUUAAUAUUUAAAUUACGCAACAAUUUGUAAAUUAUUUUUAAAUAAUCGUAAGUCUGCAUUUUAUACUGAUAACACAUUUAAUAUGUGCAAUUCAUUCGGUCUUUGCAUUCUGUUAUCGCAUCAGACGAAGAGAAUCUAAUUCUAAAUAGUUAGUCUUGAAAAUGACUGCUUAAUGUUACUAUUAAAUAUAAUUUUUAGACUUUCAUAUGAUUUUGUCAUUAGUUAUGUUUAGAUUUAUUUUGUUAACACUUUUCGUGAAGUGAAUGGCCGGCGAGGUCUAGGGCAGAUUUGAUCGAGCUCCACUUUGAAACAAACGGUAUGUUACACAUACGUCUCGAACGUUCAUAUGGAUCUGCUCUACCGCCUCGCCUCCCAUUAACAUGACCACUUUGUAAAAGUGAACCAAAUUCGAAGCGCAUAAUAUUUUGAUGUAAUCACCCAAGUCAGAGAUUUGAUCGCGAAACGAUAUUGUGAAAUGUGACAGCUGCUAGCUACUAGCAGUAUAAAUGUGGUUUUGUGAUAGAUACAAUAAAAUUGAGAACUUAUUCGAAGCUUGAUGGUAAUUUUUCUACGAAGUUUUUCGCCGUUUGAAUUAUUGUCAAACGCCAAAGGAACGCAAUGUGGUUUCCUUAUAAAACGGUGUUGUGGUAAGACGCAAUACGAUAACUGCAUGAGUAAUGUACGAUCGUAUGAGAUUCUAGCGGAUUGUAUUGAGCCAUUAUAUUUGUGCUAUUUUUAAUGUUAACUAGGCUUGCGUUGUGUUAGUCUUAGUGCAAUCUCAGCCAUCCAUCUCCCCUUUCGUACGUUAAUGACAUAAUAUUAUAAUCGAACAUUUAUCGUAGUUAAUGUAAACGUAUUCAAAAUACUCCUUCAUAGCGCGUAGUGUGUGGAUAAGCUUACGAUGAAAUCUUAGUAAAAAUAGCAGAAUAAUAUUGGAGGGGAGAUGAAUGUCGGCGAGUUUCUAUUUAGUGUACUCGUAAGUAGUAUUUUUGUAUUCGUUCCUCGGUCGGACCGGUCAUUAUGUCUGGUCUGCGGGGAAGAUCACGUGUCAAAGUCAUUUGUGAUACGUCAGACAUCUGAGUAUGCCGAACCGUAAAGGUCUACGUACGAACUCUAUAUACUCCCAAAGCGUAACAAAAAUGACUAGACGCGUGCAUAGUUACAUUAGACCGAAAUCUACCUCACUUGCAAAAGCAUAAAGACUGAUAUGAAUUAAUGUGUCGGUGGUCAGAUCACUGCGUUAGAAGUCUGUUGUCUACUAGAUUAAGCAGAAUUCUUACUCGUAAUUACUUCACUUAAAUUAAGCGUCCAAUAAUCGAGGCAAAAUUUUUGUUGAAACGAAGUCGACAACAGUCUUUUUCUUUUAUAAUUAUGUAUAUCUUACGUUACUCUCCUGUAAUAUUGUUGAAAGAAGACUGAUAUUUUAUAAAUGUUCCUAUAUUUUAAUUUAGAAUAAUUUACUGCCUACCAUAUUUCAUUUAUUUUUUAACCCUUCGGUAAUGAACGUUACUUUGACUCUUGUAAUCUUAUCAAUUGUGCAUGACGCUAUAUUAUGUCAUGGAUUUUUUGAAAAUUUUAAUGCAAUUUUGUAUGAAAAUUAAUCAAGUGAUUGAUAAAUAA